AUGGGUCGAGUUUUCAAAAAGAAAGUUGGUACGAAACGAGCCGUUGAACCGGAGAAAAAAGAUGUUGUGGUGACGAAGAAGGCGAAGAAAGAAGAAGAGCCGGAGCCGGAACCAGUGGAAGAAGUUGAGGAAGAGGAUGAAGACGUGAGCGACGAAGAAGAGGAAGAAGAUAAUGACGAUGAAGACGUCGAAGAUGAAGAGGACGGCGAUGAAGAAGAGGAGGAAGACGAGAUGCCGGACUUCCCGUUCAAGGGAGACCAACCGUACGAUGAGGAUCGGGACGGAAUCGUGAACAUGCUCACGCAAACCUUCCUCCGAACUGACAUCGAUCUGGUGGCGAUGUCCGAGAAGAUCAUUGCUCAGUCUCCGUUUGGAAUCAUUGUCACGGUAAGCUAGAAAUACUGGAAACAUUCGCGAAGCUUGAAUUGCAGCCAGACCUGGAAGAGGAAGACGUCGAAGAGGACUUCAUGGUUUGCGGACUGUGCACAACUGUGCCGUUGAAUGAAAAGAAGGACGAUGCUCCGAAAUUCGUCAAGGACAUCUUCGGAUAUCUUCUGAAUCGAGCCAAGAAAGGAGCUCCGACUGAGAUCUACAAGAAAAUCGAAGAGAUUCAGGACGAAGGAGAUGGAAAGACGGCUCUAUUCAUCAACGAAAGAUUGCUGAAUUUCAAUCCGCAAGUGGUUCCCGCCACUUUCUCAGGAAUACGAACGGACAUCGCCGGUCUGGAGUCUCAAUUCAAAACUUUGUAUACAUCCAAAAGUUGAGAAUUGCGGAGAGCGAUGGAAAUGGAGACAAGGCGGGAAGCAGUUCGGGGGGAGCCGCGAAGAAGAAGGGAAAAAUGGGAAAGGCCGAGAAGAAACGGGCGGCGGCGGCGGCUCUCGCGAAUGCUGAGCUCGAGUUCGACAAUCCGGAGGAUAAGAUUCUAUUCGAGGUAGACCCAAUGGCUUAGUUUCCAUUUUUAAUAUCCCUUUUUCAGCUUAGCGAAGGAAAGGAAGUGCAUUUCGACUAUCCGGUGCAUAUGGACGUCGAGCCGGGAAGCAAGUUCCAUAUCGUCGAGAAGGGCGGCAAGAAGUGGAAUCCGUUCCGUCGCGUGGUCAUCAUGGAUGCGAAACGAUUCGACGCCUUCCUGAAGAAAGGAGCCACUUGGUCGCCUGUCUGA
Molecule: messenger RNA, 1159 nt
Organism: Caenorhabditis sp. 36 PRJEB53466
Lineage: Eukaryota; Metazoa; Nematoda; Chromadorea; Rhabditida; Rhabditidae
Source: the annotation of a GenBank genome assembly